AUGGUCUCCUUGCUUGUCAAAGAAAAGCUGUAUGUCAAUGAAGUUGUUCUCGGCACCGCUGUGGGCGUCAUCUUCGGCCCGUACUGCGCCGACAUCUUCAACCCCCGUGCGUGGGGGGGCGACAUCAACGUGAUCACACUCGAAGUCAUGCGCGUCACCCUUGCCACCGGCCUGUUCGCCAUCGGGGUCGAGCUGCCCCAGUCCUACCUCGCUGACCAUGCUAUGGGUCUGCUGGUCAUGGUCGUACCCACCAUGGCCUUCGGUUGGUUGGUUGUGGCGGCAAUCGUUUUCGUAGUAUUUCCCCCCAUCAACUUUGUCUCGUCGCUCGUUAUCGCUGCAUGCCUGACACCGACCGACCCCAUUAUCUCCGCCGCUAUCGUUGGAGGGAAAUUUGCUACAAAACAUGUGCCCCUCAACCUCCGCCAGAUAAUCGCCGCCGAGUCGGCGGCCAACGAUGGCCUCGCAUAUCCCUUCCUAAGCAUCUCUAUCUAUCUCACAGUAGAAGCCUCCCGAGGCGUGGCUUUCGAGAAGUGGUUCCUCAUUGGCUGGCUAUGUGAGUAUGCGGUUACAAGCAUCGCAUUCUCGUACUUGAUGAAGCUCACUCACAGGAAGGGCUUCAUCGACCGCGAGUCGUAUGUCGCCCAGUACCUAUCCCUUGCUAUCUUCACUAUUGGCGUGGCUCGCACGUUAGGGGUCGAUGAUUUGCUUGCUGCGUUCGCUGCAGGUUCAGCAAUCAGCUGGGAUGGGCACUUCAACUCUCAAGUAGAAGAAGAGGUUUUCUCCUCGGUAAUCGACCUCAUCCUCAACUGUGGCUGUUUUGUGUACAUUGGGGCCUGGAUGCCAUUCAACAUGUUCAACGCGACAGAUCUCAGCAUCACCCCUUGGCGUCUCGUAAUUAUCUUCGUUGCAGUUAUGUUCCUCCGCCGCAUCCCGUCACUCCUCUUCCUGUACCGAUGGGUACCGGAAAUCACCACGUGGAGGGAGGCGCUGUUCACUGGACAUUUCGGCCCGAUGGGUGUCGGCGCCAUCUUCAUCUCGACUUUGGCUGUCACCGAGCUGCCCGUGCCUGAGUCUCCUCCGGCGAACCAAGCCCAGCUGCUCGCUGCCACUCUCCAGCCUAUCGUUGCGUUCGUAGUACUAGGCUCCAUUCUCAUCCAUGGGCUCUCCAUUCCGUUCUUCUCAUUCGGCCGCAGGGUCCGCACCCGCACCCUCUCCAUCACUCGCACUUGGACCGCGCGCAACGCACCAGCACCUGACUGGCUCCUCUGGGCGCGUCGCACUCCAGGCGACCCCGAACCCCCCUUCCCAACCACGACCCAAACUGACGUCGAGCGUGGCACAGUCGAGGAGGGCGUAACCCAGGCCAUCGAUGGCAGCAGCGAUGAAGACAAGUCGCGCAACAUGGACAACGUGCCAGAGCUGGGGCCCGCGGCGCUCGUCAGCGACGCGACGGCCGUGCCCCCGCACCACGCGCACGCACGCACGCCGUCCUCGUUCUCCUUCGGCCUCAUGUCAGACAGCCUCGCCGCCGAGGACCGCGUGCCGGGUUCGAGCUCGGCGCCGAGCAUUGAGGACGCUCCGGCAGCGAGCGUGGAGGAGCUCCUCGAGCCGUCUGCGACGCCGCCGCUCGUGGGGAGCAAGUCCGUGUCGGGCACUGCCACGCCCGUCUCUUUCCGCGCGGUGCGCUUCCCGCCCGAGGACGAGAUGCGCAAGUACCUGGCGGAGCGGGGCCUGGCCGCGUCCCCGACCUCCGCUCCUGGUUCGCCGCGCACGGUGCGCUUCCCUUCGGAUGUCGUGGCUGGGUUCAGCAGUGGCGCGAAGGAUGCGUUGGAUGGCGACACAGGAGAGGCGGAUGGAAAGAACGGUGCUGCGUCCGUGGCCCAAUAA
This is a messenger RNA of Epithele typhae, 1887 nucleotides long. Its product is annotated as Sodium/hydrogen exchanger family-domain-containing protein. Gene Ontology annotation, cellular component: plasma membrane. NCBI's taxonomy places the organism in Eukaryota, Fungi, Basidiomycota, Agaricomycetes, Polyporales, Epitheliaceae. The coding region runs from base 1 to 1887 and encodes 628 amino acids. The transcript is spliced from 9 exons. Gene Ontology annotation, biological process: intracellular potassium ion homeostasis; proton export across plasma membrane; regulation of membrane potential. The record is from RefSeq and is a predicted model, not a curated record. Gene Ontology annotation, molecular function: sodium:proton antiporter activity.